CCCCUGCCGAGCCGGAGCCCUUCGUGCCGCCGCACCUGCGCGACGACUUUCCGUACGACAUCCGCGUGGUGCAUUCUGGCCUGGUUAACCUGCCGCCGCCCGAUGUCAAUGGCGUGCAGAUGCAGCCGGGCCCGCUGUCAGAGCUGGAUCGGCGCCCCGGCUCAUACGGGGACCCGCUGACCGGCGUCGGCGCGGACGCGCCGCUCUGGGAGCGCGUGCAGGGCGGCUCGGACGGCGUGGCUGCCGCGCUGGCCGGGGCCGUCCUCUUCGUCACGGCGGCGUUGGUGGCCACAGCGGCGGUCUCCUCUGACGGUGUCGGCUGGCAGGAGCUGCUUGGGCGCAGCCUGGCCGGCCAUCCGGCAGACCCGGCUGACGGUGGCAUCCUGGACAUCGUCCGGACGGUGGAGGCCGCCCUGUAUCCUCAGCAGGAUGGCUGCCUCCGCUGGCAACUCUGUCGUAUGGGGCAGUCGUCCAGCUGGCAGCCGCUCCAGUCAAUGUUGGGCGCGGGCGUGGCCUGGUUCUCGGAUAACUCGGAGGACGAGGUGGACCUAAUGGCGAAGCUGAAGGCGGUGGCGGAGGGCGCAAUGGCUGGCGACUGUCGGGCCUACCCACGCUGUUCGCGCUAGCGCCGUCACGCCGGUCGUCUGCUGACCGGCCGGCAACGCACAGCGACCAACAUCGGGAGAGAGGGUGUGUGUGAGAGAGAGGUAGAGAGAGAGAGAGAGAGAG
Messenger RNA from Pollicipes pollicipes, 729 nucleotides. RefSeq lists its product as uncharacterized. NCBI's taxonomy places the organism in Eukaryota, Metazoa, Arthropoda, Thecostraca, Pollicipedomorpha, Pollicipedidae. The record is from RefSeq and is a predicted model, not a curated record. Bases 120 to 626 code for a protein of 168 amino acids. The transcript has 4 exons.